AUGUCAACUCAAUACGAUUUAUCUCCUAUGGAGAGGAUGAUGUUAGCUAAAAUGGCUUUAUUAGAAGCUGAGAAAGAAGAGAGAAGGAAUAAGAAAGCUUCAAAAAGACUUGAGAGGAAAUUGAGUUUAGCAAAUUCUUUGAACAGUGAAAACUCAAUAAGAGAAGAACCCGUCGCUUCCACUUCGACAUAUACGCCGUCCAGGUCGGGUUCUUUAGCUAGACCAUCUUCUAUCCUUCGUAAAACACAGCAACAACAAUUGACGCCGAAAACCUAUAGUCGAGAACCUAUAUCACCUACUUCAAUUCGAAAACCUUCGAUUCCAUCUUCACCCGCACCGUCAUUACCUUUACCUCCUGCGCCCAUCGUCUCGUCCAAUACAGAUUUCGGUCCUUCACUCGAUUCACCUUUCUCAACUGCAUUGACAACAAAUACGAUAAGUAGACGUAGUAGUAGGGUCAGAUUCUCAGAUCAACAAUUACAACCUAAUUUCGUACCACCAAUAAGUAUGAGUCGAUCAACUUCGCUCAAAGGGUUAAGAAGGGAAUCUUCGAUAGAUGGAUUAAGAGCUGAUUUAGAUCAAGCUUCUACUUCAUUUACGUUGAAUAGAAUACCAUCAAAAGAUUCAUUAAGUAGAAGGGUGUCAUUGGCAUCGAUCGGAAGGAACUCAUUUGCAAGUUCGAUCAAUUCAUUAGAGUCGGAUCCGUUUGAUUGGGCUACAUCUUCAGUUGGUUCAAGACCAAGUGUCUCCUUCCCCCUUACAGGAUCGGAAGGGGAUUUAGAGAUCACAGAAUGUACGGAAAGAGCAGGAUUCGAACCUCAAUUAUUACCUUAUCCUAAAACUCCACCUGGAUUAUCAAGAUUGAGUAUCGAUACCACAGCUUCUUCGAUCUGGUCUGAAUCAGAUUCAUAUCAUUUGGACGAUCAAACUUUACAAGAUACCCUUGGAAGAUCGUCAUUACGUUCUUCUUUAUCAAUCAAUAUGACUAAUAAGUAUGAUCAAACAAGACAACCAUCAAAUCCAUUUGCAUUAGAAGCUAAAAUCGAAUCCUGUGAUAGUGAUGUUGGUCAUGAUGGAAAUUCCAGGAAAUCAUCUUAUACGCCUUCAUCAUUGAUUUCAUCAUCAUUAAACUCUUCUUCAUCAGAACAUGAACUAAAUCAAAAUAUAAGCAUAACCCCUUCGUCAGGUGGAAUAGGCUCGACCAACUCAUCAAUCUCAUUCCAUCUGUUACCGAGAGCUCAAACUAUUGCCUAUUCAAGUUUACUACCAAGGAGAAGAAGUUCACUUCUAUCUCAAACUCAAGCUCACACAAUGGAUCAUUUACCUAAUCUAAAUAGAGGCGAAUGGGAUGAUCCGGAACUAGGAUUAAGCCCCAGAUCAGGUCCAGUUAGAUUAGGUAGUCUAAGUGUUUCUGUUUCUGGUUCAAGAAGAAGUACUAAAUUAUCUGAAGAAAUCACACAAUAUUGUUCAUCACCUGAAGUAGAACAGAAAGAGCAAAAUCAAGAAGAUGUGCUGCAGCGAAAUAAGAGUCUAGAUGAUAUCGAUUCAUUGCCUCUUCCUCCACAAGACGAAGAACAUGAUACUCCAAAGAAAAGUCAUAACAGAUCUGAGUCAACAUUGAGCUCAAUAAUGUUCUUCCCUAUCCCACCCAACAGGAUCAUAGAUACAGAAGCCUCUACUCCCGAAUCCGGAUCCGAAUCCGAAUCUGGCUUUGAUCGUAUCGUCAAUAACGAGGAAGAGACUCUUCCAAUGUUGACAAAAGAAGAACACCCGCAAGAAGAAGAAGACACCGUCAACGAGCAGAUCAUCCACCUUCCUCUUGAAACAGCUAUCAGGAUACCUCAUAACGAAGAGGUCGAUGUGUUUUUCCAACAUCAUGAUCCAGUCGUCUCGCUCAAUUCACCAUUUACCGAUUCUGUUCCAUGCACAAUCAUACCCCAGCCUAUCGAGAUCAUUUCUCCCGAAAUGCAAGGCAUUAAAGUCCUCGAUGGCUCUGAAGAGAGGGUUCCAUAUCCUUCUAGUCCGGAGAUUGGUCAACAUCUUUCAUCCGUUCCUCGCCCUAGGCGAAACAGGAGUUACUUGGCGGACCUGGACCUAGACACCGAAGAAAGUGACCUUGACAUCUCUUCUCCUCUCGUGAAAGUCGCUCUGGACUCACGAAUCUUGACCCCUCGAUCUCGACUCGUGUCAGCUUCGCCUUCUCCCAAAGUCAUUAGACCAGCUUACAUGAGGUCGAUAAGUGCAAAUAGUGCCACUUCCACAACUUCCCUUAGAAGUGGUGUUAGUCUAACAUCGGGAAAAGGUUGGAGUGGUAGUGAAUCAGAAGAAGAAGAUUGGAUAAAUACUGUUAGAAGCAUCAAACUGCGUAAGGCAUCUAGAGGUACAAGUGUCUCAUCGUCAAUACCAUUUGGUGAAAAGAAACAAAAUCCGAAUGGAUUGACCAUCCAAAUUCAAUCAAACGACGAUGAAGAGGAAGAUGUGGUGCCAACAACUACGAAGCGAUUGUCGAUAUCCUCUAUCACCACCACUUGUUCCAAUAAAAGUGGCAGUAGAAGAGAAUCAUUGAAAAGAUUCUCACAAUUAUCGGAAAUAUCAACUGUUGAAUCACAUUUACCUUUAACUCCAUUGACGUUGGAGAUAUUGACUCCGUCGACUAUCAUUUCCCUAAGUCGUAAGAACUCGAAUACAUCCAGUAAUGGUUCUUCUCAACCUGGUAAUUUCCCUUGGGGACUAUCAUCUCCACCUAAUUCACCUAUAAGAGGUUUAUUCAUGAAUAAUCCUCUACCGUCAAAAGAAUUCCUCACAUCUUUCAGAACUAAGAGUAAAAGCAAAUCCAACUCUACACAAAGAAGUGGAAAAGAAUUACCUGAACCUACCAGAAUAGAAAACGGUUGGGGAGAACCAGAAAUCUUGAUUGAUCAACAUGAUAGUCAAGAGUCCGAGUUUCUCCUCACCGAUGAUAAUGACGAAUGUGGAUCAAGGUACAAUUCGUUGAGAGGAUCAGUUUCGAGCCUAAGCAUGAAGAGUGAUAUCAGCAUUCCAGAGAACACAUACGAUAGAAAGUCAACUCUUGUGUUAUCGCUCGGAGGUGAAGAUCUCACUCCUACGAAGCAAUACAAGGAGAGAUGCGAUAGUCCGGAAAUGUGGAUGGAUGCGGAAGGUGAAAGGAGUUUGAUGGAUGAAGAGAUGCCUGAGGACUAG
Kwoniella shivajii is the source of this 3201-nucleotide messenger RNA. RefSeq lists its product as uncharacterized. NCBI's taxonomy places the organism in Eukaryota, Fungi, Basidiomycota, Tremellomycetes, Tremellales, Cryptococcaceae. The record is from RefSeq and is a predicted model, not a curated record. Bases 1 to 3201 code for a protein of 1066 amino acids. The transcript is spliced from 3 exons.